This is a messenger RNA of Megalops cyprinoides (Indo-Pacific tarpon), 1360 nucleotides long. Its product is annotated as uracil-DNA glycosylase-like. NCBI's taxonomy places the organism in Eukaryota, Metazoa, Chordata, Actinopteri, Elopiformes, Megalopidae. The record is from RefSeq and is a predicted model, not a curated record. Bases 90 to 989 code for a protein of 299 amino acids. Gene Ontology annotation, molecular function: uracil DNA N-glycosylase activity. Gene Ontology annotation, biological process: base-excision repair, AP site formation via deaminated base removal; base-excision repair. Gene Ontology annotation, cellular component: nucleus; mitochondrion. The transcript is spliced from 7 exons.
UCAGUUCAUGCUUGCUUGGAUUUGGUCUCCUGUGAUAAGCAGAGAAAAGCAGCGACACGGAAAACGUUAAAAUAUAUACAGAUUGAGACAUGAUUGGACAGAAAACGAUACACUCCUUUUUCUCUCCGGUUGCCAAAAAGCGAAUCUUAGAAGAGCAAAGCGAAAACACAGAAGAGUCUAAGGACAAUGUUUCGGAGGCAAAAAAGCAGAAACCUGUGAACCAUGAGACCGCUACCAUUUCGCUGAGUCCAGAGCAGCUGGAUCGAAUUGCGAAGAACAAACGCGCCGCCUUGGAGAAGCUGACUGCCCACAACGCACCGGAUGGAUUCGGGGAGAGUUGGCGGAAGGCGCUGAGUUCAGAGUUUGGAAAGUCUUAUUUUAAACAGGUGAUUUCCUUUGUGUCAGAGGAGAGAAAGCAUCACACGGUCUAUCCACCUGCUCACCAGGUCUUUACAUGGACUCAGAUGUGUGCCAUCCAAGAUGUGAAGGUGGUCAUCCUUGGCCAGGACCCGUAUCAUGGGCCCAAACAGGCCCACGGACUGUGUUUCAGUGUGCAGAGGCCUGUCCCACCCCCACCGAGCUUGGUGAAUAUGUACAAAGAACUGUCUACGGAUAUAGAGGGAUUCCAGCCUCCUGGACAUGGAGAUCUGACAGGGUGGGCCAAACAAGGUGUUCUGUUACUCAAUGCAGUGCUGACAGUUCGAGCACACCAGGCUAACUCCCACAAAGAUAAGGGCUGGGAGGCUUUCACAGACUCUGUGGUGCAGUGGCUCAAUGGAAAUCUGAAAGGCCUGGUCUUCAUGCUGUGGGGGUCUUACGCUCAGAAGAAAGGCAUAUCUAUUGAUAGGAAACGCCACCAUGUCCUACAGACGGUGCAUCCAUCCCCUUUAUCUGCGCAUCGUGGUUUCUUUGGAUGCAAACACUUCUCAAAGACCAAUGAGCUGCUGAAGAAGUCAGGAAAGAAGCCAAUCGAUUGGACCGCACUCUAAGAACAUUCCAAAGAUGCCCUUCACUUUUUAUUAUUUUUGUUUGCUUGUCAUUGAAAACCUAAUUGAAUUAAUCAAGCUUUCCUGCUGUUAACACAUUAUAGCGUUUUGAUGCAAAUGUUGAAAAUGUUCUCUGUCAUUUCCUACUGGUUCAUUUAGAGGCAAAUAGAGGACAUGUUUAUGUUUAGUGUAUGCUUUUCUGACUUUUAAUAUGUAAAAGUCAUUCCUUGUAUAGGGUCUACCUCAGGUACAAAAAAAGCUCAGAUAGCACUUGCAUAAAUUAGACAUUUGGUCAUUUGGUUGAAUUAAGUUAAGCUCCAAAAUCCCUGGUUUUUAUGUUAUAAACUUUAAACUUAUAGCACAAUGGUGCAUUG